Molecule: messenger RNA, 6627 nt
Organism: Girardinichthys multiradiatus
Lineage: Eukaryota; Metazoa; Chordata; Actinopteri; Cyprinodontiformes; Goodeidae
Gene: doc2b
Product: double C2-like domains, beta
Exons: 12
Coding region: 239-1618 (459 amino acids)
Cellular component (GO): membrane
Source: RefSeq, a predicted model, not a curated record
UGAACCUGAGGGCGCCUUUAAAUGGUUCAAACCAUGUUGAAGCAGGCCGGGGGGGCAGGAGGAGUCAUCCCUGCUCUCUAGACUUGACUUGGAUCUUUUAAAACCAAUUUUCUGCAGGCGUAAAAAAAAAUGUCCAACACCCUAAAGUCAACCGUUGAAACUGUCGAUCAACGGUUACCUCAUUAACAGAAGCUCACAACUACAAUGGCACCUUGCUUCUUAGACCCAACGGAAGAAGAUGCUGAUGUGGGAUCAGCGAGGUCCGGUGAGAAGAAAAGUGUCGUUUUACAGCAGCAUGGAGAAGUGCAGCUUCAGCAUGGCCGUGUCAGUUUCCGCCAGGCGCAUGCACGCCGCAGACUUGACGACCACAUACACGUUUGGAGCAUAUGCUCCGGGCUGGACCGCAUGCAUGACACAACGCAAAGGCGAGAAACCCACCAUCAGCAUUCAAGAGCACAUGGCCAUUGACGUGUGCCCCGGCCCCAUCCAGCCCAUCAGGCAGAUCUCUGACUACUUCCCCCGUUACCCGCGGGGCCUACCCCCUGCUGCACCCCAGCAAGCGGGCCACAUCGGGCCCCUGCGCUCUGCCCUCUCCACCUCUGCGGCCGCCGCCUCUGCGACCGCCGCCGCCUCUGAAAGCGAUCGCCCCAAUGAGGACAGCCCUGAGCGGGCGUGUGCUGGAGCCUCCGCCUCCUUGCAGGCCGUCAAGAGGGACGAGGAGCCGGACGUGGAGGGAUACGACUCAGACGACUCCACCACACUGGGAACCUUGGAGUUUAGUUUGCAGUAUGACCAGGAGAACAAUGCACUGCACUGCACCAUUAACAAAGCCAAGGGGCUCAAACCGAUGGACCACAACGGGCUCUCAGAUCCUUAUGUCAAACUGCACCUACUGCCUGGCGCCAGCAAGGCCAAUAAACUCAGAACCAAGACCCUGCACAACACACUCAACCCCGUCUGGAACGAGACCCUGACCUACUACGGCAUCACCGAUGAGGAUAUGGUCCGCAAAACUCUCAGGAUCUCAGUGUGUGAUGAGGACAAAUUCCGCCACAAUGAGUUUAUCGGGGAAACCCGUAUUCCCCUCAAGAAGCUGAAGCCCAACCAAGUCAAAAACUUCAACAACUGCCUGGAAAAACAGUUACCAGUCAAUAAGACAGAGGACAAGUCUCUGGAGGAACGGGGACGUAUUAUGAUUUCUCUCAAGUACAACACCCAGAAGUCUUGCCUGGUAGUGGGCAUCAUUCGCUGCGCUCACCUUGCUGCCAUGGAUGCCAACGGCUUCUCCGACCCCUACGUCAAAACGUACCUGAAGCCUGACGAGAACAAAAAGUCGAAGCACAAGACCGCUGUGAAGAAGAAGACUCUCAAUCCUGAGUUCAAUGAGGAGUUCUGUUACGACAUAAAAUAUGCAGACCUCACUAAGAAGACCCUGGAAAUCACCGUGUGGGACUACGACAUAGGAAAGUCAAACGAUUUCAUCGGCGGAGUAUCUCUGGGCAUCAACGCAAAUGGAGAGAGGCUCAAACACUGGUUCGACUGCCUCAAAAACAAGGACAAAAAAAUUGAACGCUGGCACACGCUGACCAAUGAGUUACCCGGCUCAAUGAAUGACUGAAGACCUGCAUCCUGUCAUGAAACCCAAUGGCCUCCAGCCCCACCUGGCCGCACCGAUUGGAUCCUGCUUGCAUAUCCUCAGCUCUUCUCUCGAUUUUUCUCACGUUGGGCAUCUAACUCCUCUCUUUGGGAAUAUAUUUCCUGUUAACAGGGCUCAAAUUAUAUUUUCCACAUCUUGCACAUUAAAAACAUGACUUGCACGGCUGCUGAUGUAUUCUCGUUUCUAGAGAUAUUGAGUCAACACAGAGAAUGAUAUGGUUCGUGCUGUUGACUCGUAAGCUUUUCUGCUUUCUUGCAUGAUCAGUGAAGUUAAAAGAAGCAAAUACUUUCUGUUUGAUGAGGCCUUUUACAGCAGCUGAAUAAAUUUCAACAGACAUGAAGCGGGAGAGAAACAAAACAUCCCUGUACAAACCUUGCUAUGUGAAAUACAGCAGAAAUGUAGGCAAGAAUGUGACUGAAAAACUAAAAGAGUAGCAAAUCGUUCCUAAUGUGCUUCGUAUCAAACGAACAUUUGCCUAUCAGCCUGUUUCUAACAUUUAGUGUUGUAAAGACAAACCUGUGUGGGAAGAUGUUGCCAUUUAAUAUUAUUGAUUUAACAUUUUACACAACAGACUGAGCUGCGGUGGUAGUUGCUGAAGAACAGUGUCAUUUAAAUAUUAUUGUCCCAUCCAAGUUCCUGUUUAAAUAAAGGAAUUGCCAAUUGGGUUGACUAAAGAAUCAAACACAUAAUUAAAAAUUUCACCAUCAUUGACAACCUGCUUGAAUUUCACAACGCAUCUUUAAUCCAAGCCUUCGUCUAUAGACCUGAUAAGUUUUCGAAUAAUCCAAACAAUGUCCAAGCAGGAACAGUUUCCAAUCUUUUAGUAAAACAAUAAAAAAAAAAGCAGUUCCUUACGUUUUGUAUUUCAGAUUUUGAGGCUACGGAGCUGAAAAGUCCACUUGAUACUCAUGGAUUCACACAUUUUCUUCAGAAACAUGAUCUUGCCAUAGUGACCUAACAUGCUUCCACUCCAGCAUCAGAUCUUGAUUUAUGUCAUAAAAUGUGCUUUUAUUUAGCUAAAAAACAAUCUGAGGGUCAGAAAUCAACAAAUCCUGGCAGGAAGAGCACACAAGUGGAUAAAGUUGCUGCCUCUGGCCAGAUGACACUGAUAUGUAAGGGGUUAAUAUUUUUUUAAAAGGAGGCAGAUGUUUUGACAUCUAAUGAACAAGGGUAGCACUUCUACCUGUUUAAGAGAAAUGAAGUAGCUUUUGAGCUUAAAGGCCUGUAGGAUCAAUUGUCGUGACCCAGCAGGUUGACAGUCAAACAGGAGCAAGAUGGAAUGCAAUUAAAACUAAUUAAAAGUGUCUCAUUUUGUCUGUGAUUAGCCUUAAAUGGGACAAUACAUGAUUUUUAGACCAUUAAUGUAAAACAAAGAAACCAACCAAAAGGCAGCUGUGACUUGCCAAAGAGUGUUGAUGUUUCAUUUGGAACAACCGGCUAAAGCGUCAAUCAAGAAAUUUGUUGUGGCUUUGAGAACUAACAAACCAGAACCAUUACCAGGGAUUUAGAGCACUCUGUGGAAAGUCCAGUGUGUUUGUAGGUCACCAAAGUAGUGAAUGACAAAAACUGUAGUUCAAAAAAUACAAUUCUGGGAGCAUUCAGAUACAAUACUUUCUGCUCCAGUUCUGACCAGCAUUGUUACUCUGAUGUGCAUGUGUAUAUGCCAGGACUCCCAUUUCUCCCAUUUACAACAACUGUAUCUCCAGAAUACUUAAUUAGUGAUGUGUGAUGUGGUUGUGUAAAACACCAGUGCUUAGAAGCAGCUGAAGGUCUCACUUCUCCUGUGGAUUCUAUGGCACUACAGGAACAUAACUAUCUUCAAGACACCAUCUGUCCCAUCACUCAAUGUUUGUGAGUCCUUGUACAAAUACUGCUCUCACAACAUAACGAUCAGCCCAAAAGAAAAGUCACUUCAAGCUACUGCUACACAUGUGUGGUUGGGAGAAUUCAAAAUACUGAUUUACAAUCUGUCCUUUAUUUGGCUCAGACACUGAGAAAAAACAAGUUGCAGCCGAAGCUGAUUAUUGUGGGGGAAUUGUUUACCAGUUUAUUUAAUGCCACCAUUGCGCGAUGUCGGCAGAUGUUUUUUACUAAAAGGCUAAGGAAAAUUAAAACCAACAAUGAAGAGUUCAUUUCACAUGUGGCAUCUUCUGUCCUCUUCUCUCAACCAUAUGUUGUUUCUUCCCUUUAAUUUAAGAUUGUGUUUAAAGUGUUUCAUAAUCCUAGGGUAAAAGGUGUUUUAAUUAAGAGACAAGCUGUUUUUGGUGGACUAAGAAAACUGUCCUCUUCAUUUGUGGACUAUAACGAAUGUUCUGCACUGAGAUUCUUUGGGGAAAGUAGGUGGUUGUUUGUUUCAACACAACAGUUAUGGGAUGUCAUGCUGCUUUUCAAUAUGGCACAUCAUCACUCCAUAUAUGGUCAUUUAGAUACAGAACUGCCUCCAAAUGCCUUCUUUUUGUCAGAAAAGUAUAUGAUGAAAUAUACCCAUUAGGAAAGCAAAAACCACAGAGACCUUCUGAGAUCUUCUGAGAUGCACAAAGAUGGAAAUAUCUGCAAUCACCAGGCUCAGAAAAUGAAACGCAUCCUGAAGCUGUGGUUUGCUGUGUUCAGAGCCUCUAAUCAGCAGCAGAGUGACAUUCACUGGUUGACCCGCCUGGUCAAAAUCACUUGUCGAAGUCUCGACGCUGCGUGAUGGGGCAGCUCCAAAGGAGCUUACAAUGUAGUGUUUACACUGUUGAAAAUGGCUUUCAACAACAAUUUGGAUGAAAAGGUGACUGCAAGAUCGUAAAAGUCAUAAGAAGUCCUAAAUUAGGCUUUAAAAACUCAAAAGUACACCCAGGUUUUUUAUAUUAUAUCUGAAAACUAUAUUUAGUCAAGUCUAAAAUGUGUAUAUUUCUUCAUUUGUUCCUAUUGUCUUCUUUUUUCUUUUGGUGGCAUUGGUUUGUUCUACGAUUUGUAGUUCUGGGUGGGAAAGUGAGUUUCUAUGCUGUGAGAAAACUGCAAGCCCCAUGAUGCAGGGAGGCAAUUAACCCAGUCUAAAUGAAUCUAUUCAGACAUUCAGUGAAACUGGCUUAUCGACUGAAAUCAACAUAUUCUUCUUACAUUGUUCGCUAUCAGCUUCUUUGUCAUGGGAGUGCAAAUAUUUACUGUAUUUUUAUAUCAUCAAUAAUUUUUUAUGAGGUUUACUUUAUAUUGUAGCCACUAAAAUUAGGUAACCUAGGUAAAAAAGAAAAGAAGCAACAAUUUAAGCUGACAGUUCACUUUACCUAACUGCAAUGGUAUCUUUUUUCAAAAAUCCAUUUUAAAUGACACAAAAAGAAACAGAAAAGACACAAAUAGCUCCAUUUAGUUUAGGCAUAUGAAUGUAAAAACAUAAUUGUGUGCUGGACACUUUGUCUGCCAUUUGCAUCAACAAUGCAAAAGUUAUGCAAAAAUACAAUUCUAAAUCACAAAAAACUGUCCAGGGAACUCUGGGAUAAGUUGGGAUGUUAAAGGUCACUAAUUUAUUUUUCAUUAUUUAUUUAGAUCAUACAUUUAAAUUAGAGUGGUCCUAAAAAGCCUUAAAAUGAACCUACUGAAACCCUGGGGGAACCCUGACAGAAAAAAUAGAAAGUAUUAUUAAUAAUCAAAGCAUGCAUUAUUUACAGUGAUCUGUAUAUGCAAUGAUAGAAACAAUGACUACAGAAUUUGCAAACAGAUCAAUGCUAAAGUCACUUGAACUGAUCAGAAGGGCAGAGUCUUAAUGUUUCUGCAGUCUGUUUACUCCAUUAUGUAUCAGACUCAAUGUACAUCUAUGACCCCUUUUGUUCCCCAGUAAAUGCUCUGAGAAUGUGCUCCUUAAUGCUUAGAGAUGAUCAUUUUUGCUUUAUUGACCUGCCCAAAUGUUUGAACAGAACUUGAAUAAUUUAGUUUUUAAUGAUUUACGUUGAGGUUUACCACCUUGCAGCCAAGUGCCACUCAGCAAAGACUCCAAACUUGGCUCAGUAGGUUGGGAUGCAUGUCAUGUGUUUGUGACUUUAUGACUUUAAGUGCAACCUUUUCCGCAUGACCACACGCUGCCAUGCUUCUUGUAAAUUUCCACUGCACGUUCGCUGUAAAACAGACAAAGAAAUGAUCAGAAUCCCUGUCAGGCACAUCAUUUAGCUAACAGCUUCUGGUUGCUGCAAAUGAUCGGUCCGGCAUUUGUUUUCAGGAGGGUGUCGAUACCGUCAGUGUAGCUAAAUGUUUUAGUGAUCACAUCAUUUUAUCUCACUGAUUACAGCCAGGCAAAAGCUACGAGCAGCACUGCUGUCCCUUUGUUGAAAGAUCUAACCUCCAUCCAUUUACUUAGAUUUUCUUUUUCUUACAUCACACCUUUACAGCAGCUGGCGACUAAAAUCUUUGAUUCAUCUCAUCAGGCCUCACGCCUCUGUUUUAAAAGUGUUAACAGCCUUUCCAGUCGCAUUGAUUUAUGGCCAUGAAACCUUGUUGGCAUCUCAGUAUUCUCCUUGACACGGUGAACCCUCUUGCUCUCUGGUGAAUACGUAAUGAAUACACAGACACGUGGUUUUGGUUUUGUAACCUGUCUGCCUUUGUGUGCAAGCUCAAUAUUAUGAAACAAAACAAAAAAAAAUCCUAAAUGCAUGCGUAUGUUCAUGGUUUUGUCAUGAGAUGACUUUGCCUAAUGUUUGAUACUGUUUUCUGUAUAAACAAAGAAAAAUAUAUGACUGUGGAUGCUCUACAAUUAUGCUAAGAGUCGGUCUUUCUUCUGGACAACAUUUUGUACCUUGGAACACUAUCGCAUUGCCUGUUUGGCUGCUGUAUUGACUAUUUGAACGCGUGACUUGAUGUGAAUUAAAAUCCCUCCUUUUGUUUGUUGUUCUAUUUCCUUUUCAAUACUCAGGCACUUGUUUGAUUUUUUCUGGUUUGUUGAAUGUGUGAAUAUAAAUGCAUUGUAUUAAAUUAUAUUUUAGUCCUUUGCCAAAUGGGAA